AUGAGUGACGCAUACGAAAGAGAAAGACAAAACAACUCCCUCCUCGAAUCCUUGUCACAGAAGACCAGUGCCCUCAAGUCAGUUACAGUAAACAUAUACGACAAUGCGCGUGACCAAGAUAUGAUUGAUAAUACUAGCGAUGUCUUCUCAUCUCUAUCGACAAACAUCAGAGGCAGCGCAAGCCGGCUGACCCGCAUGGCGAGGCAAGGCGACAAGAUAGCCGUAUUGAAGCUUGCGGCGAUUCUGGUUGGAUCCGGGCUUGUGCUGUGGGUUAUUCUAGGUUGGAUAUUCUGA
Microsporum canis CBS 113480 is the source of this 294-nucleotide messenger RNA. RefSeq names its product SNARE. The record is from RefSeq and is a predicted model, not a curated record. The transcript has 3 exons. Lineage: Eukaryota; Fungi; Ascomycota; Eurotiomycetes; Onygenales; Arthrodermataceae. The coding region runs from base 1 to 294 and encodes 97 amino acids. Gene Ontology annotation, biological process: intra-Golgi vesicle-mediated transport.